Molecule: messenger RNA, 5165 nt
Organism: Podarcis lilfordi (Lilford's wall lizard)
Lineage: Eukaryota; Metazoa; Chordata; Lepidosauria; Squamata; Lacertidae
Source: the annotation of a GenBank genome assembly
CUACGGAGUAAGCGGACGCGGUGAGGUAGUUCCCUCGUCCCGCCCCGUUGCCCAGGCAACGCGCACGAGCUGCGCGACAACACACGGCGCCUAGAGAGCGAGAAAGAGGACGGCAACUAGUCCCGUCCGGAAAGUAGUCCGUCCCUUAACGACGGGGGGCGUGGCUUCGGCGCGAUGUCCGGUUGGCCCUUUGAGCCUCGCUUUAGCUGGCUGGCGGAGCGCUCUUCCAGUCGCGCGGGGACGAAGUACACAGUGAGAGGAAGCUUGUGUCCUUCCGCAUAAGAAUCACUGAGAAGAGCGAGAGACGCGCGCGGCGGCGGCGGCGGCGGCUGAGGAGGGAGCCCAACGCCCUCUCACCCGCCCGGCGGAACGAGCCUUCCCUACCCGCGACGCGGAGGCGGCGGCGGGAUGUUCAAGAACACGUUCCAGAGCGGCUUCCUAUCCGUGCUCUACAGCAUCGGGAGCAAACCGCUGCAGAUCUGGGACAAGAAGGUGGCGGAGGGAGCUGGUCCUGGCCUACCUGGCCUGGGGGGCGUUUCUGCGAGAGGGUUUCUAGUCCUCAUGGCUGCCAGGGGGUUGGCCUUCAAGGGUUGGCCUUCAAGAGUUGGCCUUCAAGAGCUCUCUUCAGAGCGCCGCCAGGGAGAACCCCAGAGCCAGCCAGCCUCGCUUCCUCCCUCAGGCUUCACAUGCUCGAAGGAAGCCCGAGCCAGGUCUGGGGAACCUCCGGACUCUUUUGGACUACAACUCCUGUCGGCCCCAGCGUCGUAUUACUGUGUUUUGUUGGGGCUGAUGGGAGAACAAUAUGGAGGGCACCUGUUUGGGGAGGGAUCCUCUUAGGGGUUCCCUCCUCGUCUGUUGCCCCAUUUCUUUGGAAGCCCCUCCACUGUCCCUUGGGCCCCCGACAUCUUAGGGUGGUCUAGCAGUGCUUCAUGCCUGGUGGUCCCAUUUCCAAUUGACCGGAAGCAGAAAGCCUCGUUUCCCCUUCCUACUACUGCUGAAAAGAGCCCUGUUGGAUCAGACCAAAUAGCUUUGCAGCCUGUUUCCCUCAGUGGCUAAGCAGAUUACUCUCUAAGUCAUAACUUCCCCAACUAGGUGCUCUCCAUAUGUUUUGGGUGCCAGUUUCCGUCAGGCCUAGGCAAUGUGGCCAGUGGUAAUGGAUGGUGGGAGUUGUACCACAUAAUGUAGUGAUGGUCCCUGACUUGGGCAGCUUUUAAAAAGGAUUAAGCUGAAUUCAUGGCCAAUUAGUCUAGCAAUGACUACUAGCUGCAGUGGUUGUAUACUGCCUCCACUAUAAUACCGGGCUUUCCAUGGGAAUAUGGUUGGCCAUUGUGAGACCAGGAUGAAGCCUGCACUUCCAGUUCAGAAGUAUGUCUUCCUGGUAGGGCUUUCAGAUGCUAUUUGAAGCAAGAAAGUCAUCUGCUUAAUUGAGUGAUGUCCUAUUUCAUUCUCACCUUCUAGGUGCGGAAUGGCCACAUCAAAAGAAUUACAGAUAAUGAUAUUCAGUCAUUGGUGUUGGAGAUUGAAGGGACCAAUGUCAGGUAAAGAGGAACCACUGUCUAUGCUUUCCUAAUGUCCCAUUGAGAAUUAGACGUUGAAAAGCAUUGUGGGAUUGAUUCCCAGCUCCAGUUUCCUCACAGAGAUUUCUCCAUCAAAACCACGCCAGCGUAUAGUGACUAUGGAAACAGCUCAUUGCUCCCAUCCUUGGUAACGACGGGUCUGGGAUUGGAGGAGCCCAUUGUGGCAAUUUAUCUGUUGUUAUGCUUUGAAUGGGCUGACUGCAUGUGGCCCUCAGGCCAGAAAGGAUUAGUCUCCCAUGUGGCAGGAGCUUUCCCUACAGCUGUUGGGAUGGAGAACCUUUCUCAGCCUGAGAGCUGCGUUCCAUGGUGGGUAAACUUUCAGGGACUGCUAGAGGUAAACCUGGGCAUACCAACAGAGGUGACUCUUAGUAGAGCUGGAUACCUUCCAACCAUGCAAAAGUUAAGAGUUUCUACACAAGCUUUUCUCAAUUUUCAAUUGAGGCAUGGAAGAGGUAUUGUCGCAGAUCAUAUAAUGCAUAGGAUGCAUUCCUGACAGGCAAAGGCUCUUGAGGAGGGUGCAGAGCAGGGUCAGUGAGGGUUUGUGGCCUGGAGAGAGUCCCAAGGGUUGGAUGAGAAGAUUGGAGGGCCACAUUUGGUCCCUAGGGCUGAGUUUCUCCAAUCCUGCUCCAUAGGGAGGCAGAAAUAUCAGUAUAUAAGCUUUUAGAGAAUCCUGAAAUGCUUGUAGAAAUAUUUCAAACAAAUGGGUUCUUCUGAUGCGGAUCCUGCACCUGAAUUUUUGAAGCCCUGGGAGAUGAGAUGCUCUCAGAAGGCCUGCUUCUCCUGCAAGUCGUGCAGUCUUGCUCAUUCUGUUUCUCCCCCCCACAGUACCACAUACAUCACGUGUCCUGCUGACCCAAAGAAAACGCUGGGGAUCAAAUUACCCUUUCUGGUGAUGAUAAUCAAGAAUCUGAAGAAAUACUUCACCUUUGAAGUACAGGUUAGUUCAUGGAGCUAACACAGCAGGUCCAGAACAUGACAGCAUUAGUGGACAAAGUCAUUGGUCUUCCCAUCUAAAGUCAUGAGAUGGUUGUUCCUAUUGUAUAAAAGGUGACUUGCUUAGAGCUACUCAGUCUCUGAGAUCCAUCUGUUGCUCCAAUCCUCGGUUCAGCCUUACUGGCAGAGUUCCUCUCCAGCACUUCAGUCAGGUCCUUGCCUAGCCUGACAUUGCUUAUUCUGCAGGCCCCUCCCUCCAGGGGAGCUGAAGGCAAACUGCUUAGUAUUCUUAUCAGUAAGGUUAGGGGACUGCAGGCUUGACAUCUGCAGCCCCCCCCCCCCCGUUUUCCAACAGUGGUGUGUCUUUCUGUGUUAGGUGUUAGAUGAUAAAAAUGUGCGCCGACGGUUCCGUGCCAGCAAUUACCAGAGCACCACCCGUGUCAAGCCUUUCAUCUGCACCAUGCCUAUGCGCCUGGACGAUGGCUGGAACCAGAUCCAAUUCAACCUCUCUGACUUCACUCGACGAGCAUAUGGUACCAACUACAUUGAAACCCUGAGAGUCCAGGUAAGGAGCUGUGCGUUCUGACAGCUGUGACACUUGCAUUUCAGUUGCUGAUUUGGGUGGUUGCCCUUGUGAAGAAAGAGCCAUUGUGGGUCCCUGCUUCAGUCUCUCCAUAGCUAGCGGUGGCAACUGCUGGGGUCUUCAGUUAACAUGGGGGAGAUCAGCAUUCAGAGUUAACACUGGAAAUUCUAGGCCCACAAGUGUCAAUCAGCAGAUUUGACUGGUUUCUUUUAUCCCUGGGCCUGAUCUCUCUUUAGAGGUUGUUCUGAAACACAUGCAUAGUAUAUAUGUAUGUUAGUAUUUAUAUAUAAAAUUUCUUACCAGUCAUAAAACCCAAAUCUGAGACUGUACCAGAAUGACUUCCUAGCUGAUUCUGUUUAUAGCGAAAUGGAAUAGCAUCCAUUUUGUGGUGGGGGUGGGGGCUGGUAGAUGUCAGGCUGCUUUGAAAUGACUGCUGCUGAAACACCCUUCUUGGGCAUGCUUGACUUUUCAGAUCCACGCAAACUGUCGCAUCCGCAGAAUUUAUUUCUCUGACAGACUCUACUCUGAGGAUGAGCUUCCUGCUGAGUUCAAGCUUUAUAUCCCAGUCCAGAACAAGGCCAAGGUGAGCAGCUGCUGGAGGAUCGGGGGGAGCAGGAGUUUGCAUUCUAAAAAGCGCUUGUUAAGCUAGUUGUGGGAGCAGAGACGGCUGGAGUGGAGCACUGGAUUUGGAGGGCAAGAAUGCAUCCUUAUCUUCCACCCUCCUCAAGCCAAGUCUGACAGGUUUGCUGCUGACUCAUCGAAUGACCCACUUUUGCCCACACAAUUUGAAAUCAAAUAGCAUGGGCAAAGGCACAGCCUGUAAAGUGCCAACUUUCAGCUAACCUUGUGAAGUCAAUGUGCAUAAAAGCCCCAACAACCAGAUGAUCGCCUGAGUUGCGAAGCCAUGGGCGGCACAGUUCUUUGCAUGCAGCUUUGCAGCUGCUGCCAAUUCAUCUGAUUGGUGCUACAUCUUUACCUGCCCCUCCCCUGAAGUCCUAUCUCUGUAGGAAACAUGGACAUGGCUUGGUCAAAAUGGCCUCAUGGACCAAACAGGGGUGUCUGGGGGCCUAACUAGGCCCACGGGCUGGAGGUUCCCCACGGCUGCUGGAAGUGAGGGCAACUGAUGCCAAGAAGUCAACUAAGAGAGCCUUAUGCGUGGACUGCAUGGAAACUUAAGAAUUUGGCCGCUUGCAGCAUAAUCUAGUGUAUUAUUUAGUAAGCAUCUUACACCACUCCUUAGCUGUCAGGUUCACAGAGCAACUGAUAUACAUUCAAACAACAUAUGCUGCAAUAUAGCAUCACUACAAAGUGGAGCAGAUAAAUGUCCCAAUGUUAAAACGUAUAAACUAGUUGAUCUUAAAAGGUCUGGACCUGGUGCCUAAAGGUGAGUCUCUCUAAGGAGUGAGUUCUAAAGAAGGAAUGCUAUGAAAGUUGAGCCUUGGGAAAUUGGAUUUCAGGUGACAGUUCAGCUAUGUUCUAGCAGGGGGCCUUGGACAAAUCUCUUGUCUCAUGCGCAUGCACACACAGGCAGAGAGCCUGCUGGUGAGGGAUAUUGCUGCAAUAAGAGAGAUCUGAAUGCCUUUUGAAUGAAUGUGAACUUUUGAAUAACUGUCUUUCUCUGCAUCUUUCCCCCUGCAGCAAUGAUGUCACAUUGGGAAACACACUGAGAGAGACACUGUGAAGAGAGGUGGAAGAGUUUGUUUUUUUAAAUUAAAAACAAAAUUUAAUGUUGAUUUACAUAGGGUAACUUUAUUUAAUAAAAGUUGGUAUCUAAAAUGCUGGGACACAGGACAACUAACCAUGUCAUUGUUUUGUGUGAGCGAGAUGAUGCACGAUCAAGCUUGCACUUUAAAAUCAACCCCAGACCAAACUUGAGUUACGGGGCUUGAUCCUGAGUGCAUGCAGACAACUCUGUUGGAGAGCAGUUUUGAGAUCCUUGUGCCCCCGGCCCCCCUCAGAUGCCAGUGGUUUUUCUUCUUUGCUGUUCAUAUCUUUUUUCAUGUAUGCUCCAAAUACGUGUGGACUCCUCCCCUUCUGGAAGCUGCUAUUAAAUAUUUGAUUUUCUUUGUAAG